Messenger RNA from Eurytemora carolleeae, 1754 nucleotides. RefSeq lists its product as uncharacterized. The transcript has 9 exons. The record is from RefSeq and is a predicted model, not a curated record. Gene Ontology annotation, biological process: proteolysis. NCBI's taxonomy places the organism in Eukaryota, Metazoa, Arthropoda, Copepoda, Calanoida, Temoridae. The coding region runs from base 94 to 1590 and encodes 498 amino acids. Gene Ontology annotation, molecular function: serine-type endopeptidase activity.
CAUCAAUCAGAUUAUCAAAGGCUAAAAACAUGUAGAUAAACAAUCCAAACUAACAAUAAAGAUCACUUGCACAAAUUCAAAACAAUUCAUGUUAUGAUUGUUUCAUUGUCAGUGAUUUUCCUAGCUGCUGGAGUAAUAACGGUUUUCACACUGAUCAAAUAUGAUGAGUUUGCUUAUGUGUAUGAUGAAAAUGCAGCAGAUGAGGCAGUUAAUGAUGAAGGACUGAGACUGGUUGGUGCUACAAGAGGGAAUGUGGACAGCAUUCCAUUUUUAGUUGCUUACAAUCCUGCAGUCUUUAACUAUAGUUUGCGUUUCACAACUUGUACAGGUUCUCUGAUAACACCCACAAUAAUACUGAGUGCAGCCCAUUGUAUACUUAAUGUUGUUGACACUCAAGACAUUGAAAAAUGUUUAAAUCUAAGCAGAACAUCAACAUUUUCUAACAAGUUCAAUGGAAGGGUGAGAUGCACUUAUACUGCAGAUGAUAAUAUAAAAAUAGAAUUGAUAAAUCCAACUGGUGUAGCCUAUCUUGGUGUAAACAAUGUCAACAGCUACGAGGAUGUCAAAUUAGGGCAGUCUAUAGAGAUAGAUUACAUAAUACGCCAUAAACAUAGUUACCGGGGUGGAGGGUCAUAUGGAACCUAUGGUGGAUUUGAUAUAACACUUCUACAUUUAACAAUUUCAGCUUUCCAAACUCCCGCUUGUCUUCCUGGUAUCAGGUUCAAAGAUUCAGGGAUUGGGCCUGGAUAUAAUAUCAAUAUAAAUGCAAGCUUAGCUGGAUAUGGAGCAUACUACAGAGCUUCUGAUUACUGUCUUACAGAUGCCCUUGGACCUUCAAGAUAUCAUUACUGUCGAUCAAACACUAAUUGUUUAACUAAAAGUGCUCCUCCACAAAACUCAAAGUGUGAGGAAUUCUUCUCAAGGCAGCAAACAGUUUAUAAAAUGCCUGAUAAUGUCUACAAAAUUGCUAUCAAGAUCAAUAAUACUGAGGAAAACUGUUAUAGAGCUUCAUCUGGCAUAGUAGGUUCAUAUGGUUGGUGUGAUGUAGAUACGGAUGCAAAUACGCUUGGAGUCUUGAAAAAUGCUAAAUCUUGGGGAUUCUGUAGUGAAGAUUGUUUCUUAAGAAACAACCUAACUGACUUAGAGCCAGAUUUUGAUGUAUUGCGAAGAAUUGAUCAAGUUGAUAUAUUAGAUGAUCACACUUGUGUAGAGUUCUUAAACACAGCACUUCGAAAUGCUGCUGUUUCUUUCCGUCCAGAAAUACUUUGCAUUGGAAAACUGGGUUCUAGUAUAACUGAAAAGUAUACUAAAAAAGAUACUACCUUUUCUCAUAUUGGGUCAGAUCUGUCAUUCUUUGUAACAUCAGUAGGGCCAUGUUCCGGAGAUUCAGGAGGACCUGUUUAUGUGAAAGACAUUAAAUCUGGAAGAUUUGUGGUUUUAGGGACAGUUAGCGGAGGGCAUGGGGAGCUUGGUAGGUGCGGAGGAAUAAAUAAUCCUACUCAUUAUGUCAGGAUGAAAAGUUUAGCUUCCUGGAUCCAGCUGGUACUGGGAGAUGAAAAAACAAACAUUUGUUGGGUUGGGAAUGAGUAAAUUCAGAGUCUGAGAAAAAAUCAUGAUCAUUGGAGUACUAUUGGAGGCCCCCAUGGAGCUCUUGGAUGAGACCCCCAGAUUCUUGUAGGAGACCCCCAGAUUUUCAUUAAAGACCCUCCGAUUUUUAUUGGAGACCCCCAGAUUUUCAUUUGAGACCCCCAGAU